GUUGUCUUGUCUCCCCUACACCACACCCAGAGUGAUAUCGUAAUUUUGUGUACCUUUUCGACAUCGUAUUAGGGAUAUAUUGGGGCGGAACUGGGUUGGAAGGCAUCUGGAGUGCCGAAUAUCUCUGGUUGACCAUUUCCGCUCGCUUCAGUCGGCGUGAAAUUGAGGGGUAGGCGCCGUUUGGUUUUUUACUGUGGCAUUUCAGGCGUCGAGUGUUCAAUUCUGCGCUAGCUAAAAGCAAGAUGGCGUGCUGUCUAAGUGAGGAAGCAAAAGAACAGAAACGAAUUAAUCAAGAAAUCGAGAAACAGCUUCGAAAAGAUAAACGAGAUGCUCGGAGGGAACUCAAACUUCUAUUACUGGGGACGGGAGAGAGUGGGAAAAGCACGUUUAUAAAACAAAUGCGCAUUAUCCACGGAGCGGGGUACACGGAGGACGAUAGAAAGACGUACACCAAACUGGUAUACCAAAAUAUAUUUAUGGCCAUGAAUUCAAUGAUACGUGCCAUGGAGACACUGAAAAUACAGUACAAAAAUCCUAAUAGCAUACAUGAACAUGCAAACCUAAUUAGGGGUGUUGAUCACGAAGUAGUUACGACGUUAGAGUCACAUUUUGUAGAAGCAAUUAAAAACGUUUGGAACGACCCAGGUAUUCAAGAAUGUUACGAUAGAAGAAGGGAGUAUCAACUUACAGACUCAGCAAAAUAUUAUCUCUCAGAAUUGGACCGCAUUUCAAAUCCAGAUUAUGUACCUACAGAACAAGACGUUUUAAGAGUCAGGGUGCCUACAACUGGAAUUAUCGAAUACCCAUUUGAAUUGGAAACUGUCAUAUUUAGAAUGGUGGAUGUAGGAGGACAGCGAUCAGAACGUCGUAAAUGGAUACAUUGUUUUGAAAAUGUGACGUCCAUCAUGUUCCUAGUCGCCUUAAGUGAAUAUGAUCAAGUGUUAGUAGAAUCAGACAACGAGAAUCGAAUGGAGGAAAGUAAAGCGUUGUUCAGAACAAUUAUCACGUACCCCUGGUUCCAGAAUUCAUCAGUCAUUCUAUUUCUUAACAAGAAAGAUUUACUGGAAGAAAAGAUUAUGUCCUCACAUCUAGUAGAUUACUUUCCUGAGUUUGAUGGCCCACAGAGGGACGCACAAGCAGCAAGAGAAUUCAUCCUAAGAAUGUUUGUUGAUCUCAAUCCCGACAGCGAUAAGAUCAUCUACUCUCAUUUUACGUGUGCAACUGACACAGAAAACAUCAGGUUUGUGUUUGCGGCCGUUAAAGAUACCAUUCUGCAGCUCAAUCUUAAGGAAUACAAUCUUGUGUAGUGGCACUACUAUCCUUACUAAGCACAGACGUUUGUGCAUGCGUUAUUGUCGUCAUCGCUGUUAACUUCACUAGGUGCAUCCAAGGCGUUGAGGGCAGCAUUUCAGUGUCAAUAAUGGGAACUGUGACUGACUGUCGGUGUUAGUUUGUUUGUUGUUUACUCCCUCUAACACGUCCACCCUUGGUUACUCCAUACUAUUGCACUACGUGUCAGAUCUUAUAUUGCCGCCUUGCAGAAACGACAUGAGUGCCAACAUUUUUAUCAGAAUUUUAUGUAUGUGAGUUCGUCUGUUUUUUAAGGAUGCACCAAAUUUUAUUUUGACGAUACGAACGAAACAUGUGUAUGCCUGAGUUUCAACUCUUGUGCUCCUUGUUUCUGAUUGGUCAAUUAUGUUGGUUCCCCAGGUAGUAAUAGGGUAAUUAGUUCUUCCAUAUAUGGCAAUAGUGUGGAGUGAUUGGAUGAUUAUUUCAUUAUGUGUUUAUUAUAAACAAACAUGCUCUCAAAAGGUCUGAAAUAAGUGAAAUUAAAUAAACCAAAUUUUUUUGGGGAAAAAUGUUUUUAAAAAAAAAUAUUCAAAUGGAGGAGCGUUGCAGUAACACAAAUUCAUAAUUUACAAAGAAAGGGAAAUUUUUUUGUGACCGAAUUGUGCAAUGUUUCCUUUUGUAGCAACUAAUUAUGUAGCAAGUUGUGUGUUCUCUCAAUGUAAUUUAUCUAUCUGGCUGAAUCCAGUCUGGUGUGAAGAUAAGACCACCUAUCUUCCUCUUUUUAAACUCAAUUAUCUGCUAUUUCAUUUAGAUUUAAAUGUUUCCCGCCAUUUUUAUUUUUAAUUUAUUUGUAACCCAGAUCGACUAGCCUUUUCGCGCCCCACCAAGAAAAUUGAUUUUAAUAGUGUUUUUAUUCCAUAUUCAUGAUCAUGUGACCAAUAAAUUAUCUGAAAAUAAAGUAUUUUUAAAAGAUUUGCAGAUUUAGGUUUCCAAGGUCAAUUUGGCAAUCAUGUGAAUAAUUAGAAUAGGUGCAUUCCAAAACAAAAUGGCCGCUGUACUUUUAAAAUAUUACAUAUAAAAAUCCUAAUCAAAUAAACUAUUUUUCAUUCACUCCGAGAUGUCACGAAAACAAACAAUAUGUGAGAUUUUGCGGAUGAAUGGAAAAUCAUCUUUUGACUGAAUAUGUGAUGAAACUGUAAAUGAUCUUGUGGAAUAAAACAGCACCAACUUUGAGUUGCGUUUUACAACAUAUUGUUCAAUCCAUGCGAUGCAGAGCCAAAAGAAACUCAGUGAUGUUACGUCAUUUAACAUGGCUUAUAUUCAGAAUACUAGCUUGUGAAUUUCUUGAAAUAAAUUUGGUAGUCGCCCAAGAAUUCAUUUUGUUGUACAAGCAUAACUUGAACAUCAACUAAUUUACUUGGUAUGAAUAUUCAUGAGUCAAGGAACCAAUUAGAAAGUUUUGCAUAUUCAUGAGUAAAUGUCAUAAAAUCAAAUGACCAAUCAGGACAUGUUUUAGAAUGUUUUGCAUAUUCAUGAGUAAAUGUCAUAAAACCAAAUGACCAAUCAGGACACGUUUUAGAAUGUUUUGCAUAUUCAUGAGUAAAUGUCAUAAAACCAAAUGACCAAUCAGAACACGUUUUAGAAUGUUUUGCAUAUUCAUGAAAAAAAAUUUCAUAAAAUUGAAUGACCAAUCAGGACAUGUUUUAGAAUGUUUUGCAUAUUCAGGAAGGUCAGCUUGGCUCAGUAUUACAUGACAAGAAAUGGAGAUUUACCAUUGACUUGUAAAAUAUCUUGGUGGGGGAGAAGUGUUGGUUGCAAACUGGAUUUGUGGUACUUGCCAAUUUUUUAAGUGCAAUUCGGAAUACAUGCUUGAUGAAAUAAUCUUUGAAUUUGGCGGGAGACUUUUCAUACCCUUCACCCCUCUAUGAAUUAAUGGUAUAGUCUGAUGAUUCAAAAUUGUCCAGGCCUAUACCAAAUUGUCGGGGUGGACAGGCACAAGAGGGACAGUUUUUUGAAAGCAGUCAGUUUCUUCUAUCACAGUCUGUAUGUUGACACCUCUCAUCAGCUCUCUUAAUCUACUGCAGAAAUCUUUAGACUUUUGCCGACUUUCGCUCUUGUUCUUUACCCACUCACUUCUAUACUUACAACAAAAUACAGUAAAGCACUUGUAAAGCAUUUCAAGUUAAUGAAAUAAUGUGCCAGAAAACUUUCGUUCUCGUGAACACCUUCAACCAUCAAAUUAUUUUUAUCGAUAACAAAUUUACAGUUUACAGUAUAAGCGCGAGUGGGAAAAAACGGUGGUCGGAAUCUUGGCGGUCCUGAGGUUCGUUGCCAGUUUUUGCUACUUUGUUACAAUCUGAAGGAGACACCAUGUAUAUGAGAUUUUGUCCACUUUUUGUAGUUCACUCUGAGACGUUUUAGAUGUCCAGAUUAGUACUCUUUUUUGAUCAACAAGCAUUUUUUGAUGUUGAUUUUUAUUAAUU
Molecule: messenger RNA, 3773 nt
Organism: Saccoglossus kowalevskii
Lineage: Eukaryota; Metazoa; Hemichordata; Enteropneusta; Harrimaniidae
Product: guanine nucleotide-binding protein subunit alpha-11
Biological process (GO): adenylate cyclase-modulating G protein-coupled receptor signaling pathway
Cellular component (GO): heterotrimeric G-protein complex; cytoplasm
Molecular function (GO): G-protein beta/gamma-subunit complex binding; GTPase activity; guanyl nucleotide binding
Source: RefSeq, a predicted model, not a curated record